Thunnus maccoyii (southern bluefin tuna) is the source of this 2830-nucleotide messenger RNA. RefSeq names its product protein arginine methyltransferase 7 (gene prmt7). Gene Ontology annotation, molecular function: protein-arginine omega-N monomethyltransferase activity. The coding region runs from base 155 to 2212 and encodes 685 amino acids. The record is from RefSeq and is a predicted model, not a curated record. Gene Ontology annotation, biological process: peptidyl-arginine methylation. NCBI's taxonomy places the organism in Eukaryota, Metazoa, Chordata, Actinopteri, Scombriformes, Scombridae. The transcript is spliced from 17 exons.
UUUGUGACGUCAUUGGGAAAGAUGGCCGUUCCCGUUGAGGCCAUGCUGCAUGUGUAGAUUAAUCCGGUUUAGAUUUUAGACUUGUGCAGAAUAAUCUGGAUAAAAGCAGCUGUCAGACACCGCAGCGGAGUGUUGACACAGUCGUGGCGGAGAGAUGAAGACCUUCUGCGGACGAGCCAACCCGGCCACCGGGGCUGUGGACUGGGUGGAGGAGGGUGAAGAGUACGACUAUCACCAGGAGAUAGCCAGGUCCUGUUAUGCAGAUAUGCUGCAUGAUCAUGACAGGAAUGAGAAAUACUACCAGGGCAUCCGGGCUGCUGUGGCCAGAGUGAAGGCUCGCGGUGAGAAGGUCAUCGUCCUGGACAUUGGGACGGGGACAGGCCUGCUGUCCAUGAUGGCCGUCACUGCUGGAGCUGACUUCUGCUACGCUGUGGAGGUCUUCAAGCCCAUGGCCACCGCCGCCCAGUGCAUCGUGGAGAAGAACGGCUUCUCUGACAAGAUCAAGAUUAUUAACAAACACUCCACUGAUGUCACUGUAGGGCCAGAUGGAGAUAUGCAAAUGAAGGCCAACGUCCUGAUCACAGAACUGUUUGAUACAGAGCUGAUAGGUGAAGGAGCCCUGCCCAGCUAUGAGCAUGCUCACCAGAAUCUGGUCCAGGAGGGCUGUGAGGCGGUCCCUCACCGGGCCACUGUCUACGCCCAGCUGGUGGAGUCGGAGCUUCUGUGGAGCUGGGCUCAGCUGCAGGAGGUGGAGGUGGAGGGGGCACGGUUGGUGCCACCGCCCGCUGUGGGCCGCUGCAGCGGAGCUCAUGCAGUGUGUGACAUCCAGCUGAGCCAGGUCUCUCCUCACAGCUUCACUCCCCUGGGUCCUCUCUGCACCAUGUUCAGUGUGGACUUCAGUAAGCCAGUAAGCAGCGCCCCCCAGUCCCACUCCUCCCAGUUUGUGGCUCAGGACGGGGGUCGGGCACAGGUGGUCCUGUCGUGGUGGGACAUCGACAUGGAUCCCAGUGGAACCAUUGUGUGCUCCAUGGCUCCCGGCUGGUCAUACCCACAACCAAAGACGGCUCCGUGGCGGGACCACUGGAUGCAGAGUGUGUACUUCCUGCCGGCGGAGAGGAAGGUGACAGAAGGAGAGGAGCUCAGUCUGACUGUCUGCCACGAUGACUACAGUCUGUGGUACAGCCUGCAAACUCACAGCCAGCAGCCCUCACAGAGCGAGGCUCGUCCCUCUCGGCCGUGUUGUACCUGCCAGGCCCACAUGGUUUGGACCCGGCCACGAUUUGGUGAACUCAACGACAAACUUCGCACAGAAAGUUACGUCAGCGCACUGCGCAGUGUUCUGAGAGAGGACAGUGUGUGUCUUGGCGUCAGUGAUGGAAGUCUGCUUCCUGUGUUUGCUCACAUGCUCGGAGCCAAGAAGGUCUUCAGUUUGGAAAACUCCAGAAUGUCCAAACAGGUUAUCGAGCAGGUGUUGGAAGCCAACUCAAUGAAAGGAGGUGUUGAGCUGCUGGAAAUCAGACCUGAGCAGCUGACCAGUAAUGAUCUUGGAGGAGAACAGAUCUCAGUCCUGAUUGGUGAACCGUACUUCAGCACCAGCCUCUUGCCGUGGCACUCCCUGUUCUUCUGGUACUGUCGCACCGCCCUGGCAGGCCUUCUGCGGCCCAACGCCACCAUCCUACCCUGCUCCGCCACCCUUCACAUGGUAGCUGUGGAGUUCCAGGAUCUGUGGAGGAUAAGAGCACCGUGUGGAACAUGUGAGGGCUUUGACAUCACCCCCAUGGAUGAGAUGGUUCAGCAAUCUCUGGAUUUCCAUGAGUCCCGUGAGGCGGAGCCCCACCCUCUGUGGGAGUACCCGUGUCGCGCCCUGACCCAGUCCAAAGCCGUCAUGACCUUUGACUUCACACAGUGUGUCCCUCAACAGCCAAUCAUCAGUCAAGGCUCACUACCUUUCAUAAGGAGUGGUCGUUGCCAUGGUGUCGCGUUGUGGAUGGAAUACCACCUAACCGACGACAUCGCUGUCAGUGGGGGUCUAAUUGGACCAAUCAGUGAGCAGGGUGACUGUGAGUGGAGUCGACACAGGAAACAGGGAGUGUAUUUCUUCAGGUCGGCGUGGGACAGCUCAGGUGACAGCAGAGCCACAGUGUCUUACAACUUCACCUUUGAACCCAGUUUAGGAGACAUCAAGAUGGACUUCAGUACGGAGUCUCAGUGAUGCAGAGCUCUCGCUGACUGAAGGACGGACUCUUAACUGUGCUUUUUCACUCUCGUCACUGUUUGCGCUUGACCAUUUCGGGUGAAUAUUUUAACACGUGUGGUUCAGCCACUAUCGUUAUUGUUUUGACCGAUGCUGACAGUUGCCUUUAUGAUAGCACUUGAUAUCUGAAAAAUUGUAAUAGGACCAUUGUCAUCCCCAAAACUGAGCAGAGUCCAGUGUUUUAUGCUGUGGAGCAUGAAUACAAUGAGAUAUAUUGUUUUCAUGAUGCACCUUCAUCCAACACACCAGUCACACGUUCAGGUGUGCAGAUUUUUUUUCAUGCUGUGAAACAUGAAAUCUACCUACCAAAUAUUAGAAGUUUACCAAUAAUAUUAAUUAUAAUAGUUCAUGUUAAGGGCCUGACAUAUGCAAAUAGUAUAUGAUUAAAUAAACAAUCAUUGGCUGAUGGUAUUCAGUCUGUCAGUGGCCCAUUAGGUUCAUUACAUGUGUGCCAAAAACCAGAAGUGUUUUAUCGUGUACCUGAGAUGACUGACGGAUGUAAUGAAUGAACAGGACACUAGUCCAGCAUAGUCUUAUGUGUUGUUAUAGAAAUGUUUUAUAAAGUUUCAUAUUGUU